CUUUGACACGACUUUUGUAAGCGUUAGAUUCCUGCCCAGGAGAAUACUCUUCCUCGCAAUAUUGGUCAUUAAAAACACGACCGUCAGCCUUACGAUACCAUGGGUGCUUCAAUCCGCGGGACCGUGCUGGCAUUACUCAUCGCGGUUGUCUAUGGCCAGAACAACUCCUACGGCUGCCUUUCCCAGGCGAGCAUGACUUCAUUGACAGCCUGUGAUCGGCUCAGCACCACCAUCGACUCGUGCUUUGCCCAGACAACCAACACAGCCAGUGUUGAAGGCUGUUAUUGCAAGCAGGCGGUUGUUGACGAUAUCGUGGACUGCGGAAGCGAGUACCGGCUUUGUUAUCUCAACGACCAGUAUGACUACUACUACACUAGUGUCUUGGAUGAUUGGAAUGAGUGGUGCGACGACUAUGUCACAUAUACACCCACCACUCCUGUCCUGAGUAAUCCUACCACGACCGUACCAACCUAUCAACCAGCUGCAUGCACCGACUAUAGCUCUUCGUGCUCGAUCUUGACGAACUUUGAGUCGGAUUGCUUGAGCCUUGAUCCUUCAGCUACUGCGUCAUCCUUCUACAGCUGUGCUUGCGCGCCCAGCUUACUGUCGAUGGCUUCGGUGUGCUUCUACGAUGUUGCUGUUACAUGCCGAAACCAAAGUACAGCCUUGAGCGAUAUCGAUAUCUUUGGGGCUUGCGGAACUAUAUACAGCCAAGGUCAACUGAUCACAGCCAUGGGUGCUUCCGUCAACACAAGUGCAACAUCAACAGUCUCCAGCCCAACGGCGGCCUCUCCGGCACCCAAGACCACGACAGGGACGAGCGCAAGCAAUACUGCAGGCAGUGAAGGCUCGAGUGCUUCAGCCACAGGCACGGCAAGUCAAACGACGGCUUCUGCAACUUCCUCGAGUGUUGCAGCAAGCUACGAAUGUCAUUCGUGGCUGGCAAUGGUGCCCUUCGCGCUUAGUCUGAUGGUGUACCUGUCGUGAGAGGUACUAUCAGCAGUCUGG
This is a messenger RNA of Exophiala viscosa, 1008 nucleotides long. RefSeq lists its product as uncharacterized. Lineage: Eukaryota; Fungi; Ascomycota; Eurotiomycetes; Chaetothyriales; Herpotrichiellaceae. Bases 100 to 987 code for a protein of 295 amino acids. The transcript is spliced from 3 exons. The record is from RefSeq and is a predicted model, not a curated record.